AGCGGACCGCAUUACGGUACGACGUUCUAUAAAGUUUCCGACAUCAUCGCGUUUCUACGGACGUAUACUUAUAGAUCAGCUGCUUUGUUAAACAAAUGCGGCGUGAAACGAGUUUGGGUGUCCAGGUUGGGUUGCAGGUUUUUGUGUAGACUGAAAUGGAGAAGAAAGACUUGAAUAAGUGGCCUGAGGGAGAAUCCCGGUUUGGUUCCUCGUGUAGAUGUGUUACAUUAGCAGCCAUACUGAUUCUUCUCAUCAUCGGGGGUGCUGUGGGCUUCAUGACAGCUUACUUAUUAGCAGAGGAACAUUAUUUUAUGGAAACAGUGGAAUUACAAGGCCUCAGUUACGAAGCAGAGUUGCAAGACAAAACAUCAGGAUUUUCUAUAAUUCUGUCUUCAACUCUAAAAGCAAAGAUCAAAAGUAUUUUUAGCUCCUCUUCAGUGGCCAACCAUUUCACAGACUGCCAGAUAGUUGCAUAUGGGAAUAUCAACGGGGAUGUGAUGACCACUUUUCGUUUGGUCUUUCGGGUUGCCCAAGCCCAGGGGUUCACCGAGAACUUCAUUCAAGACCUUCUUCGCUCUGGGCUAAAGGCGAUGUUGAACGGGAAGCCCAUCGUUGUGCCGGAAUACGGAGAGAUCGAGAGCAUCAUUCUUCUCGGGGCAAGUGGAAAGUCCUUCUAUGAAAUCGGCAAUGACAUAAGUAAAUGUCCUGUAAACACGUUCACAUGCGACAACGGCGAGUGCGUCACAAAGCUCAACCCUGAGUGUGACUUCAUAUCUGACUGUGUAGACGGUUCAGAUGAAGCUUACUGCUCCUGUGGAACACGUCCAGCCAUGGGUAACCGUGUCGUGGGGGGUGAGAACACUCGUCAUGGGGAGCUACCCUGGCAGGUCAGUCUCCGGCUGCGUGGGCGCCAUACCUGCGGUGCGUCGAUCGUCAACGAGCGUUGGCUCGUCAGCGCCGCUCACUGUUUUGAAACAGAGUACAACUCGAGCGAUUGGACAGCGUUAGUGGGAGCCAAUCUGGUCAGCGGGGAGGAAGGAGAAGCUACGGUGAUCAACAUCAAGUCCCUGAUCGUCUCUCCGGACUACGACCCCAUGACCACUGACAGCGAUGUGACCGUACUGGAGUUGGAAACGCCUUUGAGACUCAACCCUUACGUUCAGCCAGUCUGCAUCCCAUCCUCCUCUCAUAUGUUCAGUCCGGGACAGAACUGCAUCGUGUCUGGUUGGGGAGCGCUCAGUCAAUACACAAAUGAGGUGCCUAAUACAUUACAGAAAGCAAUAGUGAGAGUAAUCGAUUCAAAAGUUUGCAACAAAUCAACGGUUUACAGAGGAAGCAUUACAAACAACAUGAUGUGUGCCGGUUUUCUUCAAGGGAAGGUGGACUCCUGUCAGGGAGAUUCUGGGGGUCCUCUGGUAUGUGAGGUGGCCCCCGGACGUUUUUUCCUAGCGGGCGUGGUGAGCUGGGGCGUGGGAUGCGCUCAGAUCAACAAGCCUGGGGUUUAUUCCCGCAUCACCAAACUCAGAAAUUGGAUCCUGAGCCACACGGACUCCAAGACGGUUCACGUCGUCCCCACGGUCCCCAGCGUCGCGACCACUGGCGCUCACCUUGUUAAAGCGAUGAAACCAUCGCCAGGUGUUUACAGUAAUGACUUUCACCCUGCACCCGGGAAUUGCAGUGGGAAUUACAACUGUGGCGGAGGAGAGUGUAUCAGCAAGAUAAACCCUGAGUGUGAUGGAGUCGCUGAUUGCUCCAAUGAGGCGGAUGAGAAUAACUGUGUCUGUGGCCGUCGUCCAGCAGUUGGCCAGGAGAGGAUUAUUGGAGGCGUCACUGCUCGGAGAGGCGAAUGGCCUUGGGUGGGCAGUCUGCAAUACCAGCGUGCCCAUCACUGUGGAGCUACACUCAUCCACUGUAAAUGGCUCGUGACUGCAGCUCACUGCUUCAGAGGCGAUCUGAAUCCCGCCGGCUGGACGGUGAGUCUCGGCUCCGUCAUCUGGUCUGGAGUGGGCGCACUAGCCAUUCCAGUGCAACGGAUCGUCCCCCAUCCUGGUUUCAAUAGAACCAACAUGGACUUCGACGUGGCCCUGGUGGAGAUCUCCAUCCCGGCUCCGCAGUCCUACACCAUCCAGAGCGUGUGCUUGCCAUCACCUGUGCACAGCUUCACGAAAACGAUGGAAUGCUACAUCGUCGGAUGGGGGGCGGUUAGGGAAGACGGGAUGCUAACCACCUUGCUGCAGAAGGCACUGGUUGGCGUCAUCGAUCAUUCGGAUUGUCAGACAGCUUACGGUGCUAAACUUACCAACAACAUGAUGUGCGCUGGAUCAAUGGAAGGUGCUAGGGACACAUGCAUGGGUGACUCAGGGGGUCCUCUGGUGUGCCGGGAGCCCCAGGGUCGGUGGUUUUUGGCUGGGGUGACCAGCUGGGGUCACGGCUGCGGUCGAAUCGGCUUCCCGGGGGUUUACAUACGUGUUACAGCUGUCCGAGAAUGGAUAUCUACAUACCUCCCUUUUUAAAUAUGAUGGACUUGAUGCGAGUCACAGCCAACUGGA
Triplophysa rosa is the source of this 2549-nucleotide messenger RNA. RefSeq names its product transmembrane serine protease 9 (gene tmprss9). NCBI's taxonomy places the organism in Eukaryota, Metazoa, Chordata, Actinopteri, Cypriniformes, Nemacheilidae. The transcript is spliced from 15 exons. The coding region runs from base 156 to 2513 and encodes 785 amino acids. Gene Ontology annotation, molecular function: protein binding; serine-type endopeptidase activity. The record is from RefSeq and is a predicted model, not a curated record. Gene Ontology annotation, biological process: proteolysis.